UUGGUCCAAAAAUUAUUCAAAAAAGCAACCAUUGAAAAAAAAGAAAAUCACAAAAACUGUUUCAAAUUACAAUUAAAAUUUGACUGCGGAUUAAAAUUAAACAAAAUGUGUAUAGACAACAUUUGGAUUAUUUGGACUCUAACUUUCCUCAUUUUAAUUUUCCAAACACGAGCUAGUUUUGAAAAUGAGGCUUUGGAUUCUCAUAACAAAUACCGUUCUAAACAUGGCUGUCCUUCACUGUCACUCGAUUCAGGAUUAAAUAGCGAUUGUAAAAGUUAUGCAAAGGAACUAGCUGAUUUAGAUACUCUCAAGCAUUCAGAAGGCCCAUAUGGUGAAAAUCUUUGCUAUACAAGCCUAGAUCCUGUAACUUGUGUCAAAGACUGGUAUGACGAAGAAAAGGAUUACAAUUAUGACAAAGCACAAUACUCACCUAGUACUGGUCACUUUACGCAGCUAAUUUGGAAGUCUUCAAAGACGUUGGGCAUUGGUACUUAUAUCAAUUCUAAGGGUAUCAGUUUCGUUGUUGCACGAUACAAGCCACAAGGUAAUAUGGCGGGCGAGUUUAAAGAAAAUGUUCCUAAGCCCAAUCGGUCUAGAUCAUUACAUAACUAUUCCAAGUAUCUUAUUUAUUCUUCAGUUAUUCUAAUAAUCUGUGGACAAAGCUCACAAUGAUUGAAUGUGCAGCCAUUUUAAAAACUGCUUGGUCGUGUCUGGAAAAUGUUAACGAGGACUAAAAUUUUACCUUAUUGAUGUUAAAUUUCGUACAAGUGUAAAAAAUAUUUUAAACUAUCAGCUCGCAUAAAAAAGUUUUUGGUAAGGCAAAAGACCAAAUUUUAUGUGUUUUUCUAUGCACAAUUAAUAACUAAGAAAUAUUGAAAUCAAAUUAAAAUUAUUUUUAUUUUCGUAAAGAAAUAAAGAAAAUCAACUGUAAUAUCUCCACUAACACGUUUUAGUGGGCAUAAUCAUUUGUGUUACUAGUAAAUUUUCAAUGCGAGC
Messenger RNA from Drosophila sulfurigaster albostrigata, 996 nucleotides. RefSeq names its product Golgi-associated plant pathogenesis-related protein 1-like. Gene Ontology annotation, cellular component: extracellular region. Lineage: Eukaryota; Metazoa; Arthropoda; Insecta; Diptera; Drosophilidae. The coding region runs from base 106 to 672 and encodes 188 amino acids. The record is from RefSeq and is a predicted model, not a curated record. The transcript has 6 exons.